Molecule: messenger RNA, 1614 nt
Organism: Recurvomyces mirabilis
Lineage: Eukaryota; Fungi; Ascomycota; Dothideomycetes; Mycosphaerellales; Teratosphaeriaceae
Gene: HOS2
Product: histone deacetylase
Exons: 1
Coding region: 1-1614 (537 amino acids)
Cellular component (GO): Rpd3L-Expanded complex; nucleus
Molecular function (GO): histone deacetylase activity
Source: RefSeq, a predicted model, not a curated record
AUGGCCUUGCAUCAACCGCUUCAAGGGAAUAUCCGUGACGAGAUAGUUCAACACUGGAGUCCAAACAACAGCGCGGACUUACCACCCCGAUCACAAAGCCACACUCCCCACCAUCAACACACCAACGGCAACCAAAACCCGACACCUCCGCUGUCAGAAGAAGACGAGAAGCUAUGGCGGGACCAAGAGCUCAAUGCCAGGAUCAUGCACAAUGUAGAGGAAUACGGCAUAACUCGACCAAAAGGCCACAAGGUCUCCUUCCACUACAACAGCACAGUCGAAGACAUGCACUUUGGCAAAACGCAUCCCAUGAAGCCCUGGCGUCUGACUCUCACCAAGCAUCUCGUGCUCGGCUAUGGCCUGCAAUACGCCAUGGACACGUACGAAGCGGUAGCAGCCGGUAUCGACCAGGUCCGCACCUUUCACGAUCCAGACUACGUCGAGUUCCUGUCCCAAGUCAGUCCUCAGACCUUCGACAAAUUAUGCCAAGUCCCACGCUUUCGGAACCACGUUCCCGCCAAGCACGAGGGCGAUAGCGUCGAUCUCGGACCCUUCAACCUGUCUACCAGCCCGGGAGCGGAUUGUCCAGUCUUCGACGGCAUGUCCAAGUACUUGUUUCUGUAUACUGGAGCAACACUGGCGGCCACAAAUCAGCUUACGACUAAUCAGAGCGAUAUAGCCAUAAACUGGUCUGGUGGAUUGCAUCACGCGCACAAAUCCGAAGCGAGCGGUUUCUGCUAUAUCAACGACAUCGUCUUAUCAAUAAUAGACAUGCUACGGAUAUAUCCUCGCGUGCUAUACAUCGACAUCGACGUCCACCACGGUGACGGCGUAGAGGAAGCUUUUCAGCGCCAGCCUCGCGUCAUGACGCUCUCGUACCACCGCUACGGGCCCUACGAUGACACAGGCCAUAAGUUCUUUCCCGGAACUGGCGAUCUCUCGGAUGUAGGACUCAAGGGCACCGUAGGCGAGCAUUUCGCCUUGAACGUACCCAUCGGCAGCGGUAUAGACGAUAGACAGUACAGAUAUCUCUUUGAAUCCGUAACAGGAAAAGCAAUCGAUGCUUUCAAACCUAGCGCGAUUGUGCUGCAAUGUGGAGCCGAUAGCCUAGGAGGCGACAGAUUGGGCCAAUUCAACAUCAACAUAAAACAACAUGGUGAAUGCGUCAACUUCGUCAAGAAGACCGGACUGCCACUUCUGAUCCUUGGUGGAGGAGGAUAUACGGCCCGCAAUGUCGCCAGAGCAUGGUGCCACGAGACCGCACUCGCCACAAACAACGGUGCCCACCUCUCCGACAAAAUCCCUCUCGACCUCGUGCCCCGCCCUGAAGCCUUCAUGGGCCGCGCACACGGAGAUGGACAGCUAUUCCCGAAAUUCCAGAAGGAUCACAGGAAUGAGUGUGUGGAGAGUGAUUUGGAGAUGAAGGUGAAGAAGCUGGAUGAGGAACUGAAGUAUGUGAGGAAUGCUCCUUGGGUGACGAGUAAUCAGCUACCGAGACGCAGUGCGAUGGAGGGGAUCAUGCAGGAUGUGGAUGAGGAGAUGAAGCCGGGACGAGCGGAGAGGGAUAGGCGGUGGCGGGAACGGAACCCGGCUGGGAGAGGGGAGCUGCGGUAG